AUGGCGAUCCCGCCGUUUCUGCGGAUGUUGCGGUGCCGGUGCCGGCUGGUACCGGCCCUCAGCGCAGUUAUUCUGAUCAGCGCAGGCCUGUGGACUUUCCUGUCAACUGGCGACCGAUGGGAGCGGCCUGUUCCGAUAGGCCACCGCAUUCGAACGGCAGGGUGCACGCUGCCCCGGUUCGACCCAUUCGACCCGACCGUGAAGCCAUUCAUCCGGCAUGGCGUCGAGCGCGCCAAGUGCCCCGGAAAGCCCAACUUCCUCACCAUCAGGAAUGGUAUCCCAGCCGUACUUUCGGAGAACUUGAAGGAGCACGGUGUGCUUCCUGAGGACCUCGACUGCUUCUACAAGGAAGUCUACCGAAACGAAUCACUAGCUGCUCCACACAAGCAUUACGUGUACGGGCGCCAAGUGAGAUUGUUGUUCGACAGGGCGCUGAAAGAGGAGUUUGUACUCGUAGAAUGUGGCACGAAGAAGUCCCCGGAGAGACCUUUUCACAAACAGUUACUUCUGAACCCGCUCCUCAAAAACAACGUCGAGAAGCGUUGCCGAAACGCUCGUAGAGGGACGCCCCACAACCUCAGCGUCCUAAUACUUGGUCUGGACGCGGUGUCGCACCUGAACUUUGACAGGCACCUGCCGGAGACCGCGGUAUUUGUGCGGGACAAACUCGGCGCUUUAGAACUUCAUGGAUACAACAAAGUGGGGGAGAACAGCUACCCGAACCUGAUGGCCCUCCUCACAGGCCUCAAAGACUUCGAAGCCGACGAGGCGGAGGCGGCCGGAGCCUACGACAACCUGAGUUCCCGAUUUGUCUGGCGCAAAUAUGCUGCACGGGGAUACAGGACCAUGUUUCUCGAGGAGUGGACGCAGUUUUCUCUCUUUAAAAGCUUCCACCGUAAAGGUUUCUGGCGCGCGCCGACUGACUAUUAUCUACGACACGUCAUCAAGCUGAUGGAGGACCUAACCGAGAACACUGAAGAAGAACUGCGGGUAAGCUGCCUGGGACCCACAAUACCGUCCAAAGUGCUGCUGGGCUACCUUGCCAACUACCUGAACCUAAUGUCGGAGCGGCCUUCCUUCACCUACACCUGGUUCGUCGAAUUAGCGCACGAAUGGCUGAACAACGCAGCGUAUGCGGACGAACCUGUCCGGCGACUGCUUGAAGAUGUGCACGCAUCCGGCGUGCUCAACCACACCGUUCUCGUGUUCCUCAGCGACCACGGAUUGCAAUUCGGUGACGUGCGCACCACGUACAUCGGUAGGCUCGAAGACAUCCAGCCAUUCGCAUUCCUCGUCUUUCCGUCGUGGUUCCUCGAGAAGAAUCCCGAGGCAGCUCGGAAUCUUCGUAUCAACCAGCGCCGCCUGACGACGCCCUUUGACCUGCACGCGACGCUCGUCGAGCUGCUCGACUAUCCCGUCCGCAAGCGACCGCGUACUGCGUACGGACUCAGCUUGUUUCACCAGAUACCGGGCGAGAGGACGUGCAGCGAUGCGUCCAUCAAGCACAAGUGGUGCGCGUGCAGGGUGCGGGGUGAUGCAGCCGUAUCUGGUGCGCUGGCCAGGGCAAUGGCAAAUCAGAUUGUUUCUGAUGUCAACGGGGAGUUAACGCGGUCGACGCGAAAGUGUGCCGAGUACCAACUGCUCCGAGUGAUUGACGUCACGUUGCUGCAGGCGACGCCGGCUGAGCUCGCAAAGAACACGAGUCAUUACUUGGUCGACGUCAAGCUGUCGCCCGGCAACGUCGUUUUCGAAGGCACCGUACGUGUUAGCGCGGAAAACAUGAUUGAUGUGAAGGAUAUUAGUCGUUGUGACUGGUAUAAGGGACAAGCCUACUGCAUGUACGGACACCAACUUGCGAAUUACUGCUACUGCCGCCGUACUUUCGGUGGUCAGGUCUGA
Dermacentor silvarum is the source of this 1899-nucleotide messenger RNA. RefSeq lists its product as uncharacterized. The transcript has 2 exons. Lineage: Eukaryota; Metazoa; Arthropoda; Arachnida; Ixodida; Ixodidae. The record is from RefSeq and is a predicted model, not a curated record. Bases 1 to 1899 code for a protein of 632 amino acids.